AUGGGCAAAAAGGUACAAGGUGAAAGGGCUCUGAGGGCAUUGUGGAAGUUUGGGCGAGCUAAUCCGGAAGAGCAAAGGAAAGGAACACGUGAACUACCAUCGAGCAGUGAGAGUCAAAUCUACCAGUCUUCCGAAACUGCCUACAUUGAUCUAGACCCCGAAACCUGCAGUGAUGACUCUAGGCUGGAUCCAAGCUACGAGGAGCGGGAAGACUUUCCACAAAUCUCUGAUGAGAUCAUGGUGAAUGCAUACUUGCUGGGUCUGGCAAGUGUAGUAACCUUCCCCAUCGAAGGCGUCGAAGCCCAUUGGACCCCAGAACGGAAGGGGUACAAAGUCUGUGAUGAGAAAGGCAUCAAGCUGUAUGAAGCACGGACGGAUGGUCAUAUGUACCUAAAUAGUAAUGGAAAGACCAACGCCAUUGCUGAAGACAAACCCGUGGUGCGAGCCGAAUUACCCGGGUUCAUGAUGCAGGAAGUUGCUCAGAUGGCGGCAUGGAUCCACGCCGAAAAGGAUGUUAUACAGGAUGAAAACCUGGCGGAACAAUGUUCAGUAAGGGUCUGCCCCUUAUCUGAAACCCAAUCGGAGAUUCUCAUUCUCAUUCUGCACUGCUUGGUUGUGCUAGUAUCUCUGAGUCUCAAAUAUGCGGCUACUGUUCGAAAGGGGAACUCGAUUGACCGCCAUAUUGCAUGA
Molecule: messenger RNA, 690 nt
Organism: Aspergillus neoniger CBS 115656
Lineage: Eukaryota; Fungi; Ascomycota; Eurotiomycetes; Eurotiales; Aspergillaceae
Exons: 4
Coding region: 1-690 (229 amino acids)
Source: RefSeq, a predicted model, not a curated record